This is a messenger RNA of Laetiporus sulphureus 93-53, 350 nucleotides long. RefSeq lists its product as uncharacterized. The annotation marks the transcript as partial. NCBI's taxonomy places the organism in Eukaryota, Fungi, Basidiomycota, Agaricomycetes, Polyporales, Laetiporaceae. The record is from RefSeq and is a predicted model, not a curated record. The transcript is spliced from 3 exons.
UUUGUCAGCAUCUUGCUUCAUUUCUGGCAAGCGCGCUCCGUGGAAUGAUGCCGCACUACGAUCAAUGGAUCAGAAGAGAGACUAUUCGAGCGAAGGCUGGAGGAUGUUCCGAGUUGCCAAACUGAGAGGCAUCCGCUCAGCCGAACUUAUGUCAAAGACAGACCGGACAAACGCGCAACUUUCGUUCGCCCCCCUCCGAGCACUUAUCUCCGGAUUCAUCUACUUUAUCCUUGAACCGCACUCCACCCGUAUUCCGAUCCGCCUCCCGCUACGGUAUCGCGCCUCUUUGCUUCUGCCACCUCUCCUGCCUUGCAUCGUACUGUCCCUCCAUGUCUUACCCCGGCUUGAGU